This is a messenger RNA of Cokeromyces recurvatus, 2002 nucleotides long. Its product is annotated as acyltransferase ChoActase/COT/CPT. NCBI's taxonomy places the organism in Eukaryota, Fungi, Mucoromycota, Mucoromycetes, Mucorales, Mucoraceae. The transcript has 5 exons. The record is from RefSeq and is a predicted model, not a curated record. Gene Ontology annotation, molecular function: carnitine O-acetyltransferase activity. Gene Ontology annotation, biological process: carnitine metabolic process. The coding region runs from base 44 to 1888 and encodes 614 amino acids. Gene Ontology annotation, cellular component: mitochondrion; peroxisome.
CUUUAAUUGUUUCAAUUUGUAAUAACAAAAAAAGGGAAAAAGAAUGGCGCCUGCUAAUCCUAAAACACCAGUAGAUACAAAUGCAGCUGGUCCAAUGCUUCGUUAUCAAAAGAAUUUACCUAAAUUACCAGUACCUUCACUGAAGGAUACACUUCAAAAAUAUCUCAAGACAGUUCAUCCUCUCUUAACCCCCGAGGAAUAUAAAGAAACUGAGCAAGCAGUUAAAGAAUUUGAAGCUCCAGGUGGUCUCGGUCAAGAGCUUCAAAGACGUCUCGUAGCUCGUGCUAAUGAUCCAAAGAUCGUCAACUGGAUGGAAGAGUGGUGGCUCGAUCAAGCGUAUAUGGGUUAUCGUGACCCUGUUGUCGUCUAUGUGUCUUAUUUCUUUGCAUAUAAGGAUGAUAAGCUUCGUAAAUUACCUGCUAAACGUGCCGCUGCUAUUACGACAGCUGCAUUAGAAUUUAAAAAACAGGUAGUUCAAUAUCAAUUAGAACCUGAAUAUGCUAAAGGGGAACCCAUUUGUAUGGAUUCUUAUAAAUAUAUGUUCAAUAAUUGUCGUAUUGCGAAAAAACCAAGUGAUUUACCUGCUACCUUUGAUCCUUUUAAGAAUACACAUAUCAUUGCUAUUCGCAAAAAUAAAUUCUUUGUAGUCGAGACAGUUCAUGAUGGUGUUCAAUUGAGUACGGAUGAAUUAGAACAACAAUUUCAACGAGUUAUUGAUCAAGCAGGUGAUAUAAAGGGUAUUCCUGUUGGUGUCUUGACAGCUUGGAAUAGAGAUAAAUGGACUGAUGCUCGAGAUGCUUUAUUAGCAGCAAAUCCUUUAAAUAAGCAAGUCAUGGAAAAAAUUGAAACUGCUUCCUUUGUAGUUUGUCUUGAUGAUUUAACUCCAAAGACAAGAGAUGAAUUUUGUCGUGCUUGCUGGCAUGGUGAUGGUCGUAAUCGUUAUUUUGAUAAACCGCUUCAAUUCAUUAUAUUUGAAAAUGGUAAAGCUGGUUUUAUGGGAGAGCACUCUUGUAUGGAUGGUACAGCCACUUGCCGAUUAAAUGAAUAUAUAUGUAAUGGACUUGCUAAGAAUUUGAUCCAUCAUGGUUCUAACAAAGCUCGUGCACAUCUUCCUCCUCCUCAAGAGUUGACCUUUAUAUUAAAUAGAAAACUAGAAGAAACAAUAAAGAUGGCGGAAAAUGAUUUUGAAGCUUUGAUAGCUAAACAUGAAAUGACUGUCCUUGCUUAUCAAUCCUUUGGUAAGAAUCUGAUCAAGAAGUUUAAAUGUUCCCCUGAUGGAUUUGUUCAAAUGGCUAUUCAAUUAGCCUAUUAUAAAAUGUUUGGUGUCUCUCGUCCUACUUAUGAAUCAGGACAGACUCGUAAAUUUCAACACGGUCGCACUGAGACAUCACGUACUGUCUCAGAUGAAUCCGUAGCCUUUGUCAAGAUAAUGGAAGACCCAUAUGCUUCAAAUGAGGCCAAGAUUCGUGCCCUUCGUGCUGCUCUCAAGGCACAGGGACAGUAUAUGGCAACAGCCAUUAAUGCUCAAGGUGUAGAUCGUCACCUGUUUGGUCUUAAAAAUAGUUUGAAACCCAAUGAAGAACCACCUACUCUUUUCAAGGAUCCUGCUUAUGCUUAUUCAUCUCAUUGGUAUUUAUCAACCUCUCAAUUAACGUCUGAGCACUUUGAUGGUUAUGGCUGGGGACAAGUCGUUAACGAUGGCUUUGGCGUUGCUUACAUGAUUAAAAACAAUGCCCUCCAGUUUAACAUUGCAAGUGUAAAAGAUUUAGAAGUUCAUGGUAAAAAAUAUGUAAACGGCACCUUUCAAUUCAAGCAGUGUAUUGAAGAUGCUUGUGAUGAAUUACGAGAUUUAUUGACAGUAGAACUUCCUGCUCAAGCUAAAUUAUAAAAAAAAAUCAUGUUGUAGUAUUUUGAUUCAUAUUGUAAUCAAAUAAAUAUAAUGAGACAAGUUGAACCUUAAAGAAAAAUAAUAAAAAAAAAUGAGGAUAAAUGUUUAUGAAUA